This is a messenger RNA of Monomorium pharaonis (pharaoh ant), 7195 nucleotides long. Its product is annotated as probable serine/threonine-protein kinase DDB_G0276461. The transcript is spliced from 4 exons. Lineage: Eukaryota; Metazoa; Arthropoda; Insecta; Hymenoptera; Formicidae. Gene Ontology annotation, molecular function: chitin binding. The coding region runs from base 4095 to 6110 and encodes 671 amino acids. The record is from RefSeq and is a predicted model, not a curated record. Gene Ontology annotation, cellular component: extracellular region.
UGGACUAAUGUCUACUACGUGCAAGAUUAUUUCUAGCCUGAACGGAAUGGCACAGAGCGAUUUCUCUCAUUCGGAAUAUAUCCGAACGCAUUUACAAUAAACGUGAAAUUGGUGAACGUAUCCCGUUAUGCAAAGAUGCAAUAAAUGCUAAGAAAGACUCGCUAAAUUAUAUAAAAAUCUUUUCCUUUAUAAUAAUGUAUUAUUUAUAACGAGACCGUAUGUCACCGAUGAGAUAUUAAGAUUCACAUUUUUUUCUCAAGGCAAACUUUAAUAUUCUGGCAUUCUAAAUGUAAAAUUUAAAAACACGCCUCUCUUUCUCUCUCUCUCUCUCUCUCUCUCUCUCUCUGUCUCCCUCUCUUACCGCGAUUCUCGCGAGAAUCAACUUUCUCGAUUUUCGGAACUCUGGCAGUUUUUGAAAGUCGCUGCAAGUUUUCUCACAGGUCGCUUCUUAAUGCGACGUGUAAUGUAAAAUAUAAAGUAAGAGAAACGAUUCGCGGGAGAAUAAACCGUAAUUGGAAAUGUCUAGACGUCAUCGUUAUUAUCGUCAUAUAUCGUCACUUAUGAUUCUAAAGAAUUCUUCCCUAUCGUUCGCUUUUAUCGAACGCGAAAUCUGUCGCUCACGAUCGUUGGCAUAAGCAAGCGGCUGCAGGAAUUACCGAAUAGAAGUUCUUACACCCACUAUCGCACGACGCCGAGAAUCGCCUCGUAGGUGCAAAUAUCGUUCCAUCUACGAGCGAACCGAAGACAACUUUCGCCCUCCAAGGCUGAGAAGAUUCCUCGCGGCGUAGAGCUCAUCGCGGCGCGCGUAAUAGAAACGGACGGACGGACGGACAGUCUUUGAAAAAUAUAAUGCCCGAUUCGUUAAUUAUCUUGUUACCGAGAUAUGUACGUAUGACGAUGUCGAAACGAACCUCUAACGGUUAGAUAUCAGGCAAACAGAGACGACGAGAGAAACAGAGUUAACGAAUUUAAUUUAUGAUGGGAUAUAAACAUUCACCAAACAUUCCAGCAAACUUAGGUAUAUUUUAACGUUCACGUAUAUUUUAAUGGUUUUUAAAAAUAACGUUAGAAUUUCACAAGAUAUAAAGUCAGUUACAUUCUGAGAAAAGAAAGUUAUUAAGUUGACUAAAAUUUUCAAAUUGAUUAAAUUAUUUUAGUUUACAAACUUUAUACAUGUAUCGUAACUUAAAUACGUAAAUACAGAAAUCCGUUGAGUUUUAGUUGAAGUAUUUAUAUAGACAUUUAAUUUAAAUACUCUGAAGAAAUUUAAUCAAGUUGAAAAAAUUGACAAAUUUCUUUUCUCAGUGUAUAUUGCUGGAAAUAAUGAGUUGCUUUGUAUAAGUAUGUAAAUCAACGUAAAUAUCAGCGACUAAAAAAUUGAAAUAUUAUGUUUGCGCAAUUGUUUACUGGAAAAUCCCGAACUGGAUAUGUUGAAAUAAAUGUUCGAAGGAGGUAAACAUUUAUUCGCGAGAUACAAAUGUUAAUUUCGUGGAUCGCAAAUGCAGCGAGUCAAGGACGAUUUUGUGCGAUGUUCUUGAGAUUUAAAUUCUAAAUAAAUUUUUUUUGCUUCUCUCUCUCUCUCUCUCUCUCUCUCUUCCACCCUCCCUCCCUCAACGUAUUACAUGGACGGUGCGCUGCAGGAUGCAAGACAGGCUAAAUUGCGAAAUUUCAAUUGUCGAGGUACGACCUCGAUCUUCGUGCGGCAAGUGAAUCGGGCCACGUGAUUCUUUUGCUCGUAGAUCGGUCCUUUGCGUGUACCAUACAUCUACCUUAGCUUCAACCUCCUGCGGAAGUGACCUUAUCAUAUCAAAGAAUCGAUCGCUACAAUUUCGCCUGUAACGAAACCUCCUCUCCGAUCGCGAACGAUUUCCACCUGUGCGCAAGAUCGAUCCGAUUCUAAUUAGACGCCAACUGUCUAGGGACGUUAUGUACCUGAUAUCAGAGAAAACCUGUGAGAAAGUUUAACUUUUAAAGUUUCGAGGCUACUUAGAAGUCCCGAGUUCCGACAAAGGUAUCUAAAUGCCGCUGAAGAAUUCUCAUUGCCCGUUGCAAUUCUCGUGCAAUUAUCCGGCAGAUUUCGCUCAGCUAUCUCAAGUAUCCAACGUCCCUAGAAUGUAGUCCCGAAUAACAGAACGAUCCGCGAGGCCGCUUGUGGACGCGACGGACUCGAGCCGUUCUAAGCACGACAAGGUGCUCGCUGUUCCGUCCGUCGUAAUUCCUCGGAUUACUGCUGGAAUGCAACCGAGCACUCCUUCGAUGCACCCUCCAACGAGUGCAAUGAGUCGCGAUCUCGCGCCGGCAAAGGCCACCAAACGACCGGUCACGCCGAACUAAACAGACGAGACGUUCGACGAGCGUUCCUAUCGAGGAUGAAUUAAAAGCACGAAAAGGAGAGAGAGAGGCGAAAUAUUCGUACAUCUUUCAAUUUUACGAAACUUGCAAGGAAAUAAUGGAAAAAGUAAGAAACUAGGAAGAGAUUCUUCUAUUUUAAAAUCAAAUUAAUCAUUUACUGAACAUUUUUCUUGGAAAUAACGCGUUAUAAAGUAUUGAAACUGCGCUUUAAAUUACAAUUAAUGAAAAAUCAGUGAAAUCGGUGAAAAUUAUUAAAUGACAAUGAAUACUCAUUAAUUAUCACAGCUACAGUAUAUCACUGCAAAUUAGUGAUUGCAAUUUAGAGAGUAAGACUAAUUUUCUACACGCACAGAGACCAAUAUUGAAAUGAUUAAAAGACACAACUCAACCACAAUUUAAUUUUCUUUUGAAGACGUGAGAAAAAUUUCUUAAAAAACUUCUUUUCUCUAAACCCUGACUCAGAAUUGUGUGGAAUUGUAUUUGUAAUUUUAUUUUGUAAUGCAAACUUUUAAAAAAACUACACAAAUAUACGUUAAAGUACGUGAAUUAUCUAAAAAGGGGCUUAAGUUGUAAAAACACAAAUUAACCGUGUGAAUAAAAGUGGCGUCAUAGAUAGAAACUGUGUAUCUACGUAGUGGCGCAAUGCGAAUAUCCUUUCACACAAAAUAUGACUACUUUGAGGUUCCAUUAGAAUAAUUGUCCCUGACGGGCAUCAGCUUUUUUCUUUUAUCUCUGUUGAAGGCUCACGCGAUGAUGUUGUCUAUCGCCACACCCUUCACACACGAGUCAAUUGCAAAACGUAACUUUCUUCCAUCUAUAGCGCGACAGCGAAGCUACAUCAUCUGCGAAAGCAGUUGCGACAAAGCGGCCGAACGGCAUAAAGUCGAUGUCAUUAGAACCAUGUCACGAUGUCACGAACGAUUAUCUUAAUACAUGUGCUACUGCGCCUCCCCUAACGAUAUAUAAUUCCAAGUAAUCAUAAAUAAGAAUCGACAUGAAACGUUGAAUUUAAUCAUAAGGCGCCGAUCCGCCUUCUAUCUAACGCCUAUCCUUGACGGGGGCUUCUCCGAAGGGGGAACGGAAUCUCUAGAGAACUACAGAACCCCGCGGCCUUUCCGCCGGGCAACCUCUUCCGUGCGUGUACGGGCGGCACAAAUAGCGGGCACCUACGCGUUAUUAUGCAUCGCGCGCGCGGGAGAGGUCUCUCCUCGGGAUAGAGACGAUAAUGUCUCCCGCUUUCCCGCGCCGCGGUUUUCUCCGUCGCCCAGGCCGUCGGCCGCCUACCUAGGUAGUAAAACGUGUAAGUUACACGGGAGUCCGCCGCUUGGUAUGUGGCAUACCCCACGUACGUACGGCUACGUGUUGCCGUCGUUGCCGUUGGCUGCUCGACCGAACGAGGCCCGGUUGCCGUAAGUGACGUAACGAGAGAGACGUUACGUCCCGCAGCGGACCCCGUGUGCACCGUUCUCUUCUCCGCUAAUGCGACGGGGCCCUGGACCCCUACCCCCGGUUUCAUCCGCGUAGCUCGCCCGGCGGAGCCCCAUCCUCCCAGAAGGCAUCUUCUCCGCGCGCGCGAUCCGGCCUUCUUCUCUUCUCGGGCGCGAACGUUCUCCGAGCUCCUGCAGUCGCGUCCGCGAGUCUGAUCGCGCAGGUAACGACGCGUAGGAGUGCGAACCCGAAUUCGAGAGGCCGAGCGAACCCGCAAAGAGGAGAGUAUCUCGAGAAGGCUCGACAAAAAAAGCAUGGAGUCCACGAGGCGAUAUCUCGCCCUAAUCUCGGUGGGAAUAUUAUGGAGUUGCGUAUUAGCUCUCCAAAGACCACCACCGAGAUAUUCUCAACAAUACAUGCCGGAAACCUCGUUCUCCUGUCGCAACAAGAUUGUCGGUAGCUAUUACGCGGACCCUGAGACCGACUGCCAAGUCUUCCAUGUCUGUGUCUCUGUGGCUGGCAGUAUUCAGGACUAUAAGUUCCUUUGUCCCAACGACACUGCUUUCGAUCAGGAGAGUCAAACCUGUGCGGACUGGUACGAUGUGGAUUGCGAGGCCGCGACUCUCUACUACGCCAGCGAUAACUUCGACUUGUAUAGAAUCGGUUCCGGUCUGGAGUCCGUGAGCUACGACAACUUGCGUAGCGACGCCGAACCCCAGGAUAAUCUUCAACGUAGCGAAACCAGCGACGCGGUUCGAUCCUCCGCGAAUACGGUGAAUCGAUUAUCUUCGUCCAACUAUAACAAUCGCGAGGUACUGCGAAGUAGCAGCAGUAGCAACUUCUACAACAGGAACAACAAGGAAGACGAUUACGACAAUGACAAAUCGUAUAAGGAGGAUCAAGACGCCAAGAAGAAGGUAUCGGGUGGUGUCAGGAAGACCAGUAGAAAGCAAGCAUUCACCAACGGCAACAACUAUUCGUCAACGACCACCACAGUCGCGCCGGCCGUGCCCAGACAGAACACUUACAAUGGCAAUUAUUAUAACAGCAACAACGCGUACAAUCAACGAUCCACGACAUACGCUUCAUCGACGACCGUCCAACCGCCACAGGAGACCUACAACAAUAGAAAUCAGAACGCGCAAAGAUACAACGUACCAUCGUCGUCCACGUAUCGACCUAGCACGACGUACCAGGAUACAUAUAGUAAUUACCAGUCGUCCAGCACGACUGCCAAAACGCCUCCGAACGUGUACCAUACGAACUUCUACAAUCUCUACAGCUCAAACUAUAAUCAACAGAAUACUGGCAGUUCCGUUCAACCUACAACACUGAGACCCAGCAGCUACAGCCCGAAGACUAGCUAUCAAACUUAUCAAUUCGCGUCAUCCACCACCGUUCAGCCGACUACUAAUUAUCAGACCAGUCAACCAGACUAUACCAAUUAUCAACAGAAGAGCUACAACAACAUCCAACGAGGAACCAGCGCAUCCGUUGCGUACCAGUCCUCUACGCCUGCGCCUACUGUUUAUAAUAAUAAUUACAACAAUAAUUACAACAACAAUAACAACAAUAAUAAUAAUAACAAUAAGGGCCAGUAUAGACCAGCCACGUCCACUACUCAGGACAUUCCUCAGACCACCGCCAAAUACUACUCCAACAGUUUUGCAAGCAACAGCUAUGCACCUACCACUUACAGUCCAGCAACAAAAAAAUACGUGAAUGUAGACAGCGCUGUCAUACAGACCGCUUUCAGAAACAACGACAACGGCCAGUAUUACGACAAAACGAGUCAAUCGGUCAAGCCUUCCACUCAGUACUACGAUAGCACGAAAACGCCCAAGAAGGCAACUCAGUAUAAUAAUUACGACAAUGCGAGCAGCGGCAAGUCAUAUUACAUCGAAACGAGCACAGGUAGCUCAUUCAACGUCGCGAGGUCCUCCGUAGGGAUCGGUUUCAGUCCCGCGAGUAUCAAUCACCUCGCCGAAUCGCCGAGAACCACCACGCCGGUACCAAGACGACCUUCUUCUAGCGCUACCACCUACAACCCGAAUACCUUUAGUUCCACUCAGAGAACCGUUCAACCGACGACAACGUCACGUGGAAUUACCUACGUUAGCGGAUCCGCAAGACCGUUCACGUCAACGACUAGAUUACCCAGCAGCAGUAGCAGCAGCAGCAGCAGCACGACAGCGCGAUCAUCGAGAUCGGGAAAGAAGAACGAUUACGACUACGCGUACUACGAUAGCACGGGUGGCCUAGAAUACGACGGAGUCGACCUCGAGCACGUCACCAGCAACAAAGAGUCUACGAAAAUCGCGAGGAAUUAAAACAGUCCCGCCUCGUUACAUUAUCGCGUCGAAUCUUGUCGAUACCAGUGAUGUAAAGUAUGGAGGAGCAAGUAUCUCCAUGUAGUUUCAAGUAUAGGUACACUUUUUUUAACAUUUAACGUCUAUACUUGGAUAUAUUCCUUUGCAGCUAAACAACUGUAUUUGUAGACAGAUUCAUUACUUUUUUUUAGUAUUUAUUCUCAAGGUAUAUUCUUAAAAAAAAGCAUUUGAUUACAAAUUCUUCAAACUGAUUGCAUAUUCAAUGAUGCAAUAAUGAUUAUCAAACAUAAAAUUGUAUGAAGGUAAAGCUUUUAAUUAGCUGCAAUUUUGUGUACUUUUGGUACAGUAUCUGUACCUGGAUACUGAAAAUAAAAAUACCUUUCACAUCACUGGUUGAUAAGACGAUUCCUUGUGAAUUAUCGUUUAUUAGUGGCCAGUCAUCGUCAAAAUCGGUCUUCGAUUAAAAGUAUUCGCGUAAAGAAACGCGAAAGGAGAAAGCGUAUAAAUAUUGAAUACCGAUUUUGAGAGUAAACAAGAAGAAUCAUCGAUCGAUAUUGAUCCACUUAAAUGCGUAUAUGUUCAAUCGAGAUUUGACGGUUCGUCCGCCGUUAUUAACAAUAUAAUUUCGUAGUUCAGUAUUCUAGGCUAAUUGUUUAUACAUAUUUUGCGACGCUUAAUCCGCGAAUCAUUAAGCGUCGACAUAUCGAUAUUAUACAAACGUUGAGAAAUUUAUAACAAUGAUAGUACAAAAGAUUGUUUCAAAUUGUUUCGCCGAUAUUAAUCUUUUCUUUUUUAUUUUGUCGCAUAAAAGAAAAUGUUGAGAUAACUGAUAAUUAAUAACGCUUACUAAAUACUGGUACAGUAGUAUGAAGUUUGAUUGUCGAAUCGUUAAAUUUUCCACGUAUUUUGUGUAUCGACAAAAGCCUGCACAAACCGUAUUCGAAUUUAAGAUCGUUUAAUUAUCUGCGUUUUAAUUAUUUGCGUCCCCUCCCCUAAAGUAUACGUACUGUAUAUACACUAUAACUAUUUUAAUUAAGAAAAGCAUUAAAUAACAUGGUUUAUUACUUUAUCCUUUCUUAACGAUA